This is a messenger RNA of Cephus cinctus (wheat stem sawfly), 812 nucleotides long. RefSeq lists its product as uncharacterized. NCBI's taxonomy places the organism in Eukaryota, Metazoa, Arthropoda, Insecta, Hymenoptera, Cephidae. The coding region runs from base 95 to 568 and encodes 157 amino acids. The transcript has 3 exons. The record is from RefSeq and is a predicted model, not a curated record.
UUUACACGGUAAAGAAAAUACGUGGUGGCAAGGCGUUUACGAUUACUGCGCCAACCAAUGAUUCUCGCAAUGGCCCAAUUGUCGUUGCCAUGAAAUGCCAGGGAUUUUAUGUAAAACGAUUUCGAACCAGACUAAAAAUCUCCACAGGAUAACCAGAAUACCAGAGGCUUCAGGGAAUAAGACUACGCUGAAAAACAGUACUCGAAAUUCUUCUUACCAGUUCAAAGUGUACAGUCUGUGUAAACGUGGGUACUUGCCUCCGACCGGUGCUCAAUACUGGUACCUGGUACUCAAUACUGCUAACUGGUGCUACCAGUAUUGCUGCUACAGACGGGUAGAGCAUGCCCUUACACAGGCACAUGGAAGAAAGCAGCCUCCCGUCCGAGAGACAGAAGCUCACGAGGUAGAUGGGAGGGACAGAGAGUGCGAGGGAGACAGAGCGAUGCGAGAGGGUCCUCGUGGCAAGGGACACGGAGUGUAUACGGGAAAGAUACAAGAAUGGGGCCAAGUGAGAAAGAGAUUCGAAAUGAGAAUAGGGAGAGAAUCGAAAAUGACAAGGACAUUGUAAGGGAUGCCGAGAGGAGCCGAAAUACUCGACAAUGCGACAUCUUUGAAUACUUUGAAUGCGCUCGGGAGGAGAACCUUUUUCCCUUUCAUCCUCCCAACGUCAACCUACUGGCAGGCAGCACAGUGCCGAAAGCCCCACGGCAAUUCCUCCCGUGCCUCGCGGUAAUGGGCGAAACUUUUUAAUCGAAGGGGAAGUGGCGGCCGAGAGGCUUUAAGCUCUUAAUAAAUCAUUGGGAAGAACUGCC